AUGUCUGUUUCCAACAUAACAAUCUACAUGCCUUCUGUGCUGACACUAAUAGGGAUCCCAGGCCUAGAAUCUGUGCAGCGCUGGAUUGGGAUUCCAUUCUGUGCCAUGUUUUUUGUUGCUAUUGUUGGAAAUAUCGUGCUUCUGAUGGUUAUCAGAUCAGAGCGUAGUCUGCAUGAGCCCAUGUACAUUUUCUUAGGCAUGCUAGGAGCCACAGAUAUUGCACUCUCUAGCAGCAUUAUACCUAAGAUGCUUGGAAUCUUUUGGUUUAACAUGCCUGAAAUCUACUUUGAUUCCUGCUUGCUCCAAAUGUGGUUCAUCCACACACUUCAGUGUACAGAGUCAGGCAUCCUCCUGGCCAUGGCCCUGGACCGUUUUGUGGCCGUAUGUUAUCCCCUGAGAUAUGCCACCAUCUUCACCCACCAGCUUGUCUCCCAAAUAGGUGUUACAGUCAUACUCAGAGCUGCCAUUCUUGUAACCCCAAGCCUAGCACUGAUAAAGUGUCGGUUUCAAUUUUAUCACACGACUGUUAUAUCCCACUCUUACUGUGAGCAUAUGGCCAUUGUGAAACUAGCUGCAGGAAAUGUUCGAAUCAACAAAAUAUAUGGUUUGUUUGUGGCCUUCACUGUCGCGGGCUUUGACCUCAUAUUCAUUACAUUGUCCUAUAUCCAGAUAUUUACCACAGUUUUCCAUUUACCCCAGAAGGAAGCUCGGUUGAAGGCAUUCAAUACCUGCAUUGCGCACAUUUGUGUCUUCCUUCAGUUUUACCUCCUGGCCUUCUUCUCCUUCUUUACACACAGAUUUGGUUCUCACAUCCCCCCUUAUAUCCACAUUCUCUUUUCUAGCAUUUACUUACUGGUCCCUCCAUUUCUUAAUCCACUUGUUUAUGGUGUGAAGACUAAGCAGAUUCGCAUUCAUGUGAUGAAAAUGUUCUGUUCAUAA
This is a messenger RNA of Otolemur garnettii (small-eared galago), 939 nucleotides long. RefSeq names its product olfactory receptor 52A1-like. Gene Ontology annotation, cellular component: membrane. Gene Ontology annotation, biological process: G protein-coupled receptor signaling pathway. Gene Ontology annotation, molecular function: G protein-coupled receptor activity; olfactory receptor activity. The record is from RefSeq and is a predicted model, not a curated record. The transcript has a single exon. NCBI's taxonomy places the organism in Eukaryota, Metazoa, Chordata, Mammalia, Primates, Galagidae. Bases 1 to 939 code for a protein of 312 amino acids.